Messenger RNA from Lodderomyces pseudojiufengensis, 1476 nucleotides. RefSeq lists its product as uncharacterized. Lineage: Eukaryota; Fungi; Ascomycota; Pichiomycetes; Serinales; Debaryomycetaceae. Bases 1 to 1476 code for a protein of 491 amino acids. The record is from RefSeq and is a predicted model, not a curated record. The transcript has a single exon.
AUGCCAUUGCACUCCAAAUUUUAUGAGAUUGGUCAGAAAAAGUUGUACAAAAAUAUACAUCUUAAUUCAAAAUAUCAUAUAAUGAUACCUCCUUCUUCUGAUUUAGAUGGAUCAGAAUACAAGGGGAAGGGCAAUCGGUGGAGGGCUCAUAAAAACAUUUUGAAUGACUUUACCAAAAAGUAUACUAUAAUUUCAUUAUGCAGUUUUUAUACCAAUAUGAUUGAGAAAAAAAUGAAUAGAUAUCAACAUAUUCAUCAUCUUAGUAUAGAGGACAUUGACCAUUCAAACUAUGCCCGACAUUUAAACUUUUGGGACAGAAAAGGAGUACCAGAGAUUUUUAGGAAAACAUUCGAAUAUUUUGAGAAUAUACAUUAUGUUAGUUUUGCAAUAUCAAACAACCAAUUUGAAAAAAUUAAUAAAGAUAAUUUUCAUGAUGUAAUAAACGGUAUCGAUUUUAAUAUAUCUAUUCUUCCUGAAUUUUAUGAUUAUGUGUUGUUCUUGGAAAAAGAUGAUCAUGGGUCAUUCGAUUUUUUAUAUAAUAAUCUUAAGAGCUUAAAAUUUGAAUUUCGUCCAAUUCACAAUUUCGUAAAAAAGUAUAGCUGUGAAAAAGAUUUAUUUAAAAGUAUUAAAUUGUUCAAUAAAAUCAAUUUAUUCAAAAACCUUGAAGAAUUACAUCUUGGAUUCGAAGUUCUUAUUGAUUUAACGGACCCAGUAUUAAUUGAAAAAUUGAAUAAAAUUAAUUGUAAGUUAAAAAAGCUUGAUUUGUUAUUUUGGGGUAAAAUCAAAUUUGUUGAAGAUAUAUAUUUGGAAAAGCAAACCUCAAGCAUUAAACCAAAACCUAAAAAAUGGUUAUUUACUUUGGAUAAUUUUUUUGAUACAAAAGAAAUCACAUCAUUAGCAUUAAACAUUUUUAAUAAGAUGUUUGAUAAGGAAUAUUUUAUCUAUGAAAAAUUUGAGUUUAAAGAGAUAUUAAUCAAUGCCAAUUUAUCAAAAUUGAGAAAUUUAGUUCUAUCUUCACAAUUUUUAGAUUUGAAAUCCAUUGAUGUAUCAAAAUUACAUAAAUUAAUAAUAUGUACUGAUGUUGCUAACGAUAACUUUGUUAAUGAAAUUGCCAAACUUUAUUUCAAGAAUCCAACUUUGAGAUUAUCUUGGUGGCCACGAUUUAUGAAUCUGCAUGCCUUCAAUAUAUUUGCAAAAACUGAUAAUAUACAAUUAUCCACACCUGACUAUUUUCAAAUAAUAUCCUGUCAAUGGCCCUCAUACUUUUUUAGAAGUAACAUUAUCUCAAUUGAAAACGAGGAAUAUACAUCUCAAAAUCAAAGUUUAAUAGACGAUAAACAAAAUUCGAAAAGCUUAGAUAUACUUUUAAAAAACAAUUAUUCGAUUCAAGAACUUGUUGGCAUGGACCUUUUUGUUAUAACAUGCAUUGACGAAUCUGUUUUGAAAGUUUUAAAAAGAUACGAGCCAACUUGGUAA